AUCUUCACCCAAAAAAAAAAAAGGAGAGACGCUAGAAAGAACGCGAAGAAAGCUUCCGAAGAAGAUUUGAUUUUUGAUCGAUUUCAUUUUAACAACGAACAACAAAGAUCAUCUGCCUGAGAAAGAGAAAGAAGAAGAGAUUUCUGUUUUUCCCCAUUAAAGAAGAGUCUCGACUCUAAAUCCUGGAGUCAUUCACGAUAGAUUAUGUGAUUGCGACUAAGAGGACGAUGGCUAUAUAUGAUCAAACCGGAACCAGUAGUACACAGAAGAAAAGGAAAUCAAGGGCUCGGGCCGAUGGUUUAACAGUAGCUGAUAGGUUAAAGAAGUGGAAAGAGUACAACGAGACUGUUGAAGCUUCGAUUAUUAUACUAGGAGAGAAACCGAGACGCAAGGUUCCUGCCAAAGGGUCUAAGAAAGGUUGUAUGAAAGGUAAAGGAGGACCUGAGAAUCCUCACUGUAGUUUUAGAGGUGUUAGACAAAGGAUUUGGGGUAAAUGGGUUGCAGAGAUUCGGGAACCUAAUAGAGGGAAUAGGCUUUGGCUUGGUACUUUUCCUACUGCUGAAGAAGCUGCUUCCGCUUAUGAUGAAGCUGCUAGGGUUAUGUACGGUUCGUUGGCUCGUCUUAACUUCCCGGAGUGUGUUGGGUCUGAGUUUACUAGUACGUCGAGUCAGUCUGAGGUGUGUACCUUUGAGAAUAAGGCGGUUCUUUGUGGUGAUAUUUGUGUGAAGCAGGAAGAUACAGAUUGUGAAAGUAAACAAUAUAGCCAGAUAUUAGAUUUUAGGGAAGAGUCUGGUGAAACCAGGAUGGACAACUGUGCGGUUAGACAUCAAAAUGUGGAUAACGUACUGAAUUACGAUUUGUUGAAAGAGUUUGAACAGCAGUAUUGGGGCGAAGCUAUGAAGGAAGAGGAGAGACCGAAGCAGGAAGAAGAGGAGAUACCAAAGCAGGAAGAAGAAGAGAUGCAGAAACGUCUACAGCUACACAACCUACUGCUUACUGUUGGAGAUUAUGGUUGGCCUUGGCUGAGUGAUCAGGAGCUUUGGGAUCCUAAUGAGUUGUUUGAUAUUGAUGAACUCCUUGGAGACAUAAAUGAAGACAUGUUACCUGGUCCUGGUCAGAGCGAGGACCACAUAUAUUCUGGUAGUUGUGAUUUGCAUCUGCUUCAUCUGGAGCCACACGAUGGUCACGAAUUCGAUGGUUUGAGUUCCCUGGAUCUUUGAGAGUUCUGAGGCGAUGGUCUACAAGACUACACCAUAAUCUUUGGAUUGAUCAUAGCAGAAACAAGAAAUAGGUGUUAAUGAGCUGAUUUAUUGGGGCAAAUUUAUUCAACCUUUGAACCUUGAACUUUUUUGUAAAUGAUGCUUGUUUGUGAACAGGUAGGUGGCGUAGGAGCAACACGUGUUGAUAAGUGGAGCAAUCUGUUCAAAUCUUCAUCUCAAGCAUGUUAAGGUGUUGAAUCUAGGACAUCUGCUUUUCAAGUUCCGUCUUUCCGCCAAGACAGUGGAGGUUUCAGAAAUGCUUCAAAGGAAGGUGGAGAUGUCAUAGUGAAUCCUUAUCAUCACUAACAAAAUAUCCAUCCAACACAAAAGGGAACCUCUACUACAGCUAACAAUAGAAUAGGAUCUAGCAUUAGCAAGGAAGAUCCUGCUGAGGAUACAUAUUCAGUCAUCGAUUGGGAUGCAGCAUCUUCCUUUCAAGUCCAUCUAGAUGGACUGAACAAGAUUUUAGAGGACCCUAAGGAUAAGGAUGGUCUCCAGAGCUUUGUGAGUAACAUGGGAGCAGCUUCGUCAUCGAUGGUGCCUUAUUCUUGGGAGUAUGAGAAGAUUUCCUGGGACUUUGAGGAAAGAAGUAUAGCUAAAUCUGCCUGUGGAUCCUCCUAUGUUUCCGCCACUACAGGAGAUGUGGUUGAUGACAUCGGACAUAUGGAUCAUUUCAAGAUGGAAACGGGAUCCCCCACCUUCGUGGAUAUAUUAAAAAACAGUUUUGCUUAUGACCCACUACUGAAACUACUAUGAAUAUGUUUUUCUAUGCUAGAUAUUGGCGGGAAGUCAAGGAGUUGAAGCAUACUCAGAUGAAACAAGCUGAGAGGAUGAUUACUUUGAAAAUGGAGCUGGGAGAUACUUCGGCUAAAAGGGUGCAAUGGAAGUUUUAAAGCAUAU
This is a messenger RNA of Camelina sativa (false flax), 2159 nucleotides long. Lineage: Eukaryota; Viridiplantae; Streptophyta; Magnoliopsida; Brassicales; Brassicaceae. The record is from RefSeq and is a predicted model, not a curated record.